Messenger RNA from Gadus macrocephalus (Pacific cod), 3562 nucleotides. RefSeq lists its product as uncharacterized. Gene Ontology annotation, biological process: sodium ion transmembrane transport. The coding region runs from base 389 to 2215 and encodes 608 amino acids. The record is from RefSeq and is a predicted model, not a curated record. Lineage: Eukaryota; Metazoa; Chordata; Actinopteri; Gadiformes; Gadidae. The transcript has 13 exons. Gene Ontology annotation, cellular component: membrane.
UUUCCGUACUGUUCAAUUUAAAAGGGCAAGCGAGCUACACGAGAGACAUUAUGUAUUGCUUAUUACAACGCUGUUACAUGUGGGAGUUAUGGAAACAGUUGUCAGCGCGGAGCCACUGGAGACACAAUAGCAGUAGGCCUAUAUAACAUAUCGUUCCUUAAUCACUAGUAAUGUCUUGCUGGAUUUAGGUAGUUGAGAUUCACCUUUCUAUAGUCGUCGCCGCAUCGUGCAUCUUCUGAGGUUGUCCAAGACUUGAAUAAAUGAGGUGAAGCCGGGUCUUAUAUCAUUGGCUAAUCGAUUGAAUCGACCGGCAGUAGUUAAUUGAAUGCUCCAUCAGCUUCUGAUAUCCCCACUUUCACCUCGUCCCCGCGUAUAAAUUACAACACAAAUGGGUCUCGGAGCUGAAAACACAAUAUCCAGAGGCAAGGUAUCAGCUGCUUCCAUCGAAGUGUAUCUAGAUCAAACAGACGCGCUUCCAGGAACCGACCCCCGGCGGCUGGACAACACCAUGCCCGAGAAGGCUGAAGAAGAACGACCCACUUGGGGUCGGAACCUGGAGUUCAUCCUGGCGUCGGUGGGCUACGCGGUGGGACUCGGCAACGUGUGGCGGUUCCCCUACCUUUGUUACAGGAGCGGUGGAGGUGCCUUUCUCAUUCCAUACUUUACCAUGCUGCUCUUGUGCGGCAUCCCUCUUCUGUUCAUGGAGUUUGCUAUUGGACAGUACACACGCCUUGGCCCUGUGCAUGCCCUGGCUAAAAUAUGCCCCCUGCUUAAAGGUGUGGGUGUGGCCACCACCGUCAUAUCCUUCUUGAUGUGUACAUACUACAACGUCAUCAUUACCUGGGCAUUGUAUUACUUCCUCAACUCCUUCUGGACAACCCUGCCCUGGCAGUCCUGCAACAAUAGCUGGAAUGCUGUUGAAAACUGCUCAAGUGGUCUCACUGGCAACGCCUCUAACCUGCAGUCAGCCAGCCAGCAGUUCUUUGAUCGGAAGCUUCUGGAGAAGACGGAUGGCAUCGAGGAGGCCGGUGGUGUCCGCUGGGAGCUGUUUGGCCUGCUCCUUGUGGCCUGGGCCAUCGUCUAUCUGUGCAUCUUCAAGGGCGUCAAGUCUACCGGCAAGGUGGUGUACUUCACAGCACUGUUCCCGUACUUUGUGCUGUUCGCCUUGUUAAUAAACAACGUGCAACUCCCUGGAGCAGUCAAUGGCAUUAUCUACUUCCUGACCCCUGUCUGGGGAAAGCUGUUGGAAGUCCAGGUGUGGGUGAAUGCCGCGGCCCAGGUGUUUAACUCCAUCGGUAUUGGAUUUGGCUCCAUGAUCUCGUUGGCUAGUUACAACAAGUUCAACAACAACAUCCUCCGGGACACUCUAAUCGUUGCGCUCACUAAUUCGGCAACGAGUAUACUAGCUGGAUUUGUGAUAUUUUCCGCCAUCGGCUACAUGGCUCACGUCCAUAACCUUCCGGUGGAUGACAUUGCUACAGAUGGGCCUGGCCUGGUGUUUGUGGUGUACCCAGAAGUCUUCUCCACCAUGCCGGUACCCCAGUUAUGGGCUGCACUCUUCUUCCUGAUGCUGCUUUGUCUCGGACUUGAUAGCCAGUUCUCCAUGGCGGAGGUGGCCGUCACCUACGUCGUGGAUGAGUUUGGGGUCAAGGUGCUGCGCAUCUUCAAGAGGAGGGAGCUGCUGGUGCUGGCCGUCUGCUCGGCGUGCUUUCUCUUCGGCAUCCCCCACAUUACCAGGGGGGGCAUCUAUGUGUUUCAGCUCAUGGAUCACUACACUGCCGUGGUCUCCCUGAUGUUCCUAGCCUUCUUUGAAGUGUUGGCAGUCUGCUGGAUCUUUGGGGUGGGUCGAAUCUCAAAAAUGAUAAGGACAAUGCUUGGGAAAGAACCCAACCUCUUUUUCCGUCUAAAUUGGAUGGUGGCCACCCCCCUCCUGGUGCUGGUCAUCCUGGUGUCCAGCAUCGCGCAGUACAGCCCAGCACACUACGGAAAGUACGUGUUCCCUGCCUGGGCGAACGUGGUGGGCUGGGGGAUCUCCCUGCUCUCCAUCGUGUGCAUCCCCCUGGGAGCUCUGCAGGAGAUCUGGAGGAACGAGGGCACCUUGCUUCAGAGAAUAAAACAUGCAUUAAAGCCAACCAUAGACCUGGAUGCUGAAGAUGACCACCCAGAGGAGAAGAAAUUAAAGUUCCCAUUGAUAACCAUCAAAAGCCAUGAUUGAUUUGACACUGGUGAACCAAGCUGUGCUGGGUUAGUUUUGCAUCACACAUAGUUUUAAUAUGUUCGUCAACUGGCAUCCAUAUGCAGAGAGCUCAAUUUACAUAAUUUGUUUUUAGGUUAAGGGUCAUUUGGUUUUAGGUUUCUAUGGGAGUAAUGUUAACUUUUUGGUAGGAUUCUUAUUUUCAUUAGCAAAAUAUAUUGAAUGCCAUUUGUGUUUAUAUAUAUAAUAUAUAUAAGCUAAUUGUAACUUUUUGAACUUUUUCUCAUGCCGUUUUGACUACCAAGUGGCCCUUUAACAGAUUCAUUAGGUCAAGGCUAAGCCUACUGAGUCGUCUUUUAUGAUUCUUUUGUACUGGGCAUUUCACCACAAGGUUGAAUUUUAGCCAAUUAGGGAACCUUUUAUCUUGUGCCAUGACGUUGAAUUGGCCUAACAGGCAGGUAAUCCAGGAGAUUGCCCCCUCUGCUUUUUUAUUCAUUUGUUUUGCACCUUCCCAUGAUCCAUGACCUAGAUCUGCUCCGUAUCUUCCAGGGUUCUUGAAGAGAGAUAAGCACUGAAUAUUGUUUUAAAUACUCAGAUCUGUAUUUGCAAAGGUCAAACAAUGUCUCUAAAAUGUGUUAUACCAAAGAAAUUAAGUUAAAAAAUGUAUAUCGGGUUCGGAAUUAUGGAAUAACAUUUGGAUCACUGUACUACUGCCGCUAGAUUAUGUUAUGGAUAAACCAUGAAAUGAUAAGCCUUAUGGCCAUUUACUCUGUUGUACUAUGGCACAACAUGAUAAAUAAGUCUUUCUUUAGAGCAAAUUAUAAUUAUGUUAAAUAUUAUAAGCAAGCCUUUUCUUUUCACUGUUUUACAUUUUUGAAAAACCUACGUUUGCUGCUUAGGAGUUUAUAUUCACUUAAGUGCCUUAAUUCUAGAAUAUUGAUCUUUUCAUACAUACCUGAAUGACAAUAUUUAGUAAAUAUUUAAUAAAAUAUGAUGGAAUAUUGCAUGUGUUUUACGUGUUUGAUUUUGAUUUUCGUAAUCAAAAUGGAUUUUGGAGAUUUGAAUGGGUCUAAUGAACAUGUUUACUAAGUUACUUUACAAAAGAGGUUUGUUUUUUUACUAUUUUACUAUACAUAAAAUAAGCUGUUUUAAAUUUCAUGUCCUUAUUAUGUGAGCAUAAUAAGAGACAAUUAUGGAAUUCACAUGUUAAGAUUCUGCAAGCUGCUGUAACUAAGUAAUAAAAAUAAUAAUUAUAUAUAUUUGUGUAUAUGUGUAUGUAUAUGUAUGUGUAUGUAUACAUAUAUAAUAUAUAUAUAUACAUAUGUAUAGUACUGAAUAUCUUACUAUUAAAGCUUUUUUAAUAGUCAA